Molecule: messenger RNA, 1931 nt
Organism: Protobothrops mucrosquamatus (brown spotted pit viper)
Lineage: Eukaryota; Metazoa; Chordata; Lepidosauria; Squamata; Viperidae
Gene: CEP55
Product: centrosomal protein 55
Exons: 9
Coding region: 215-1591 (458 amino acids)
Biological process (GO): regulation of phosphatidylinositol 3-kinase/protein kinase B signal transduction; mitotic cytokinesis
Source: RefSeq, a predicted model, not a curated record
UCUGCCGUUGUUUCCUGCUCGCCGCUCCGGGCCGUCCCGACCCUUCCUUCCGUGGAAGGGAGGGCGCGGUGCUGUCAGUGCCGCCGCCGCGUUUUGCCAUCUUAAAGCGCUCUUCUCCGCCAGGCUGUGUCCACCUAGCGCUCCAGAGACUUUGCUGAGAUGAAGUGGCUGCUUUUUGAAUAGUGCCUGAUGAUUUUUUUGGAGAACCUCAAGUAUGACAUCAAAGAAGUGGGGAUUCAAGUCUGGUGAUUCCAAAUCUGAAUCAGAAUUGCAGGUGUACAAGAAAGAAAAUGCAGCUCUGAAAAAGUCUUUGGAAGAAAUCAUUAAGGAGAAAAGCAAAAUGACACCCGAAGAAAGGAAGAGGCUUCUGGAGAAAAUACUUGCCCUUGAAACAGAAACAGAAGAAUAUAAAAAUAAACUUGGAAAGAAAGAUCAAGAAAUCCAGGUCCUGAAAGAUGAGUUAAGGAGUAGAAGCAAAAGUACAGAUGCUGCUUCUCUGCGGGGGCAGCUAGAAGAGAAAACAAAAGAAGUGGCUAAGCGGGAACAGCUACUAAAUUCACUCUCCGAAGAGGUAGAAUGGCAGAAAAAUCACAUAUCUGCAGUUUCUGCAAGAUGUACAGAUCUUGAAAGCAGAGCCAGUAAUGUCCAGAUCGCCCAGGAAAAAGCUGUGCACUGUGCUGGAACGCCAGUCGACAUAAAUGAAAUUGAAAUUCAACUGAAAGACGCUUUGGAGAAAAACCAGCAGUGGAUAAUAUAUGACCAGCAACGGGAGGCUUAUGUUCAGAGUCUCUUAGCAAGGAUUUUUGAUCUGGAACAGCAGCUAAAAACUGUCAUCCAAGAGCAAGCAAAGGAAGCUAGGGCAGAAGGAGACAAGCAGAGAUAUUAUGAACAGAUGUUGGCCACAGCAGAAAGGAAUCUGGAAGCAGAAAGGCAAAUUGUCUCCCAGCUACAUGCUGACCGUAAUGAAUUGCAAAGGAAGUAUGAUGAAAUUAAGCAAGAGGCAAUAAAUGCAGACGGUCUUCUGAAGCUGCAGAAGCAAACUGAUAUUAAGGCUCUUCAGGAUGAAAACCACCUCAAAGGGCAGCUCUUGCAAAGAGUUACACAUGAGCAUGAAAUGACCAGGAAAAAGCUGGAUGAAGAAAGGAAGCGUGCACAAGCCUUCUCAGUUCAGGUUGAAGUGCUCCACAAGUCUUUGAUAAAACAGCAGGAAGAACAGUCAAGAAUAGCAGCUUUGGAACAACAGAUACAGUCAUGCACAUCAGACUUUGAGAAUGAAAAACUAGAUCGCCAGAACCUGCAAAUCCAGUUGAACAAAGUUCUUAAGGAACUACGGAAGGCAAGAGACCAAAUUACUCGUCUUGAGCCCUCAUUUUUUUUCCAGAAGCUUCCAGAACGUGGUGGAUGUUUAGAAGUCUUAGACAACUUCCACGCUGCUUUUGAAGACAAGUUGAUGAUACAAGACAAACGUUCUUUACCAAAACGUAUAAGCCUUCUGGAUGAAAGUUUCCUGGAGUGUCCAAAAUGUAAAACCCAAUAUCCUACAAGCCAGCAUAGGGAAUUAUUAGCUCACAUUGAUUUCUGUACAGUAUAAGUCCUAGAGUAGACCUGUAGCUCUGUCUCUAUACACCCAUGCAAUUUAACGGAAAAUAAUAGCUUUUUAAAAACAACUCAUGAAGAUGCUAAAGAACUACAGUUCAUAUUUCAACCAAACAUUUGUGCUGUAAUUUAAUGUUUAUGAAGGACCAGGAAGUAAACAGCUUUGUGCAUGGCAUCUUCAGUUCUGAACUACUGUCCCAAAUUCAGCACAUCGGGCCGUGUCUUGACUAUUGCUUCCAUUUUGUUUAAGAUAUGCUCUCAUUUGCACUUGUUAUCCCUGAGCUGAAAGCUUAGGGAUAUAACUUAUCAGGGAACCUGUAUAAGGAAAUGCUUUU